Molecule: messenger RNA, 1330 nt
Organism: Trichogramma pretiosum
Lineage: Eukaryota; Metazoa; Arthropoda; Insecta; Hymenoptera; Trichogrammatidae
Gene: Snup
Product: snurportin-1
Exons: 4
Coding region: 104-1138 (344 amino acids)
Biological process (GO): snRNA import into nucleus
Cellular component (GO): nucleus; cytoplasm
Source: RefSeq, a predicted model, not a curated record
GUAUUUGUAAACAGUAGCCGCUAGUCAGUCGAGCCCGCCGCAGACGCACGUCGUUGACUCGCUACCCUCGAUAAAAUAAUUGACGUGCUAAACUUUAGCGAAAAUGGCAACUUCCACGGUUUCGCUCAACGAACGCAGUGACAUUCAUAAUGAAGGAAAGAGGGAAAAAUGCAACGAACGAGCCGCGUUUUACAAGAAACCGAUUAACAAACACAACGUCCGAUUGGCGAUCGAUUACGAAGAAACGCCGCAAGAGACCCGAAGAAGAAUGUUACUGGACGAACAGAAAAAAAAUCGUAACGAUGCGAUCAAUUCGGCUCGAGGGAUACUCGAAGAUAUCAUUGCCUCGGACGAUGAAGAAGUAGAAAUGAAGGAAGUCGAGGAGUCGGAAGAUAUGGAAGUAGAUCAGAAGAAACAAAGACACCACAAACUAAGAAGAGAGUACGGAAGACUGUUAAUGUUAUCUGAAUGGAUGAGCGAAGUUCCGGAAGAUUUUUCAGAAAAUUGGGUGAUGAUGCCUUGUCCAAUUGGAAAAAGAGUGGUCAUCAUAGCUGGCAAGGGAACUACAAGAAUGUUUACAAGGAAAGGAGAAAAAUUGGCUACUUUCAGAUCUUUGAUUCCAGGGGGUGGUCGUAAAUACGAGAAAAAUUGUUAUACAGUAUUGGAUGGUGUAUGGUCAGAAGAAAAAAGCGUAUGUUAUAUUCUUGAUUCUAUGGCAUGGUCAGACCAACAAAUCAACAAUUGUGAAGCUGAGUUCAGAUUUUUCUGGUUAAAAUCUAAAAUAGAAGAGCUAAGCGGUCAGUUGAAAGAAAAAGUUGAAGGUGUAAAUGAAGUAUCAAUGGAAUUGUUACCUACUUUUACAAGUCCUUCUGAUCUAAGCGACUGUUUGGAAAAUACACCUGAUUUGUAUCCAUUAGAUGGAAUAUUAUUUUUCCAUAAAGAAGGACACUAUUUUAAUGGAAAAACCCCACUUGUUACGUGGUUGAAGGUGUAUAUGUUACCAGAAGUAUUUGGUAUAAGUAUACCAGAACAGUAUGAUGUGAAACCAGAGGGUUAUAUAGAUUACCAUAAUCAUAUUUUAAAGGAAAUUGCAGAGUCAAAAAGUAGGAUAAAAGAUAAAAAAAUGGAGGUAGCUUGAAUAAGAUAUUAAAUUCAUGAUAGUACCUGUAAUAAUACUUAAUUUAUAAUAAUUACUUUGAUUAAAGUAUUAAGUUUCAUUUACAAAGUGCAAAGAAAAUUAAACUUGUCAUGAUAUUAUAUAAAUUAGUAAGAAUUGUAAUUAUUACAGAACCAGUUAGUACUAUCAAAUUUGCAUCAUUUGUCUUGUAGA